Mucor velutinosus is the source of this 2046-nucleotide messenger RNA. RefSeq names its product DNA-dependent ATPase fun30 (gene FUN30). NCBI's taxonomy places the organism in Eukaryota, Fungi, Mucoromycota, Mucoromycetes, Mucorales, Mucoraceae. The coding region runs from base 1 to 2046 and encodes 681 amino acids. The transcript has 3 exons. The record is from RefSeq and is a predicted model, not a curated record.
AUGUUUAAUAAUUUGACAGCACCACCCUCAUCAACACAAUCAUCUAUAUCACCAGCGCCUGUAGGGGGAGGCCUUCAUCAACAACCACCUCCACCGCAGACGGACAUCUACGCUCUUUUGUCUACGGACGACGCUGUGCAUUUGGAUGACGAUGAUGCCAACAUUGACACCGAGGCAUUGGUGAUGAACAUGUUUGACACAUCUUUUCCAGAUAACAAACAUUCAUCAGCAUCAGCUAAUGGAAGCAACAAUCAAUCAUUUCCUACACCUCCUCCUGCUGUAUCGAAUAGCACAGCAAAGCAGUUUAGUUUUGAUCAAGACUUUCUAAACUUGGACCUAACUAGAUCGCAACCAUCACAUCAGCAAGUACAGGAAGCGCAGAGCCAACAGCCUCAAUAUACCCCUUCAUCUGAAAUCAGUAUAGAUUCCUUAUUUUCUCUUAAUUAUCAGCCAGAACCAAAUCCAGUGUUCUCGACCCCAUUUGCAAGCAACAACAUAGAUUUUACCAGACGACAUUCAGUCGCAGUAAGCGGUGGCAUUGCUGACUUCAACCUCCGUAAUUUAUCUCAAAACAUGACAUUCAAUCAACACCUACAAGCACAUCAACCACCACCACAGCAACAGCAGCAACAACCGCAACAGAGGUAUCCAUCUCAUCCAGCACAACAAACUUUCAAUAAUCAACAACCACCGCCUAUUUUUGCUAGAAAAACUCAUCAACAUUUGGCCACUGUUGUUGAAGGCGAGGCCCCUACUCCUGUCCCUAAUAUGUCACAUAGAGCAUCCAUGCCAAACAUCUUUUUGUCUGAAGAGUCUCGACGCAGAUUGACCAGCAGUAUCCAGCAGCGAGUUGAAUCUCUCUCGGCAAGAACAACCCCUAGUAAUACACCGCCUCCAGUGUCCAUUAAUUUCAAUCAAAUGCCAUGGUCAACACCAACUAAUACUACCAAUGCUACCGAAAGUAGAAGCAACACAAAUUCUCCCAGUCAGCAGUUUCAGGAUUGGAACAGAAAUCAAGAAUUCCUGUCUCCUGUGCCUACACCAGCAGCUGAAGAUCGUCCUCUUGUUGGCCGUAAGCGAUUUUACUCUCAACAGUUUGAUUCGUUUCCUACAAACAAUGUUUCUGCUGCCAUGAAUGUGCCUUUCAAUGCAGCUCCUGCGUUCGGCCAUCAGUUGCAACAACAGCAGAGUCAACAGCAAAUAAGCAGCAAUUUAUGUCCUUUGCCCAUGUCAGGCAUCAUGAGUAGACGUGCUAGCGUGGCAACGCCGCAUGAUAUCUCUACUUGGAAUCGCAUGGUCGACUCUAAUGAUCGUAUCACUCUAGAUCAGCAGCAAGAAAGAAAGCGCCAAAAGCAGGUUCCCUUGGCUAGAAAUGAAGAUACAAGCAAGGAUGCCUUCUUAUACCAACAAAUGGGCCACCAGCAUCAUCAACAUGAAGUUGCAGUCAAGCAAGAGGAAUACGCCGACAAGUCUGAAAAUACUUCACUUAAUGGCAGUGUUACCGCAGUGGAAGAAGCUACGCCCACAAAGGCUCCCGCAACAUCUGAAGAAGAGGACUAUCCAGUGAUUACUGAAGCCGAUUUGGAAGCAGCCAAGAAGGACGCCAACGCUAUUCCUCGUCGUCAAAAGUUGCGUUACGAAGGCGAUGAAUAUACCCCUAAAUGGGUUCGAUAUACAGGUCAAUUGAAGGAAGGUUACUGUGAUACUUGCAAACCAGGAAAGUGGCUCCAGUUGAAGAACAGCGCGUUCUGGUAUCACAAACAGUUUUUCCAUGGUAUCUCUUCUGUUUCCGGGAAGCCAUUCCAAAGACCCUUGGAACAAAGAGCUGGUGAGCAUGAUGUGAUUGAGGGUUUAUGUCACCAAUGCAAACAAUUUGUUCCCAUCUGUAAUUCGAAACGCAAAAAUAGUGUUCUGUGGUACAGACACGCACACAAGUGUCAUAUUUAUGAUAAACCUAAGCCAAAAGGCGGAAAAAGAGCUUCAAUUUCCGUUGGCUCCUCUAAUAAGAAAUUUAAUACGACUGAUCAAUUGCAAAAGAUUUAUUAA